Messenger RNA from Arctia plantaginis, 1203 nucleotides. The record is from the annotation of a GenBank genome assembly. NCBI's taxonomy places the organism in Eukaryota, Metazoa, Arthropoda, Insecta, Lepidoptera, Erebidae.
AUGAUUUAUAAUGCGAAACUAAAGCCUGUCGAACGCAAACUGCAAAAUAUGUAUAUUAAUUUUGGUCCUCAACACCCAGCUGCGCAUGGCGUCCUUCGCCUUAUACUAGAAUUAGAUGGUGAAACAGUAGUGCGUGCCGAUCCUCACAUAGGUUUUUUACACAGAGCUACCGAGAAGUUAAUGGAGUAUAAACAUUACAAUCAAAAUCUACCAUUCAUGGACCGACUCGAUUACGUUUCUACAUUGGCAAAUGAACAGGGGUUCUGUAUAGCUGUUGAAAAACUUCUUAAUAUAGAACCACCACCGCGAGCAAAAGCAGUCAGGGUCCUGUGUAGUGAAUUGUCUCGAAUCGCCAAUCACAUGCUUAAUGUGUCAGGAACUAUACUUGAUGCAGGUGGCAUAACGCCUUUCUUUUGGAUGUGCGAGGAACGCGAAAAGCUUUAUGAGAUGUUUGAGAGACUGUGUGGUUCCAGGGUACACUGUGCCUAUCUUAGGCCUGGGGGAAUCUCCCAGGAUAUACCAAUUGGGUUCCUGGACGAUAUACACGAACUCUGCAGUAAAUUAAGAGAACGUUACGAUGAAACAGAAGAAAUUGCAACGUCAAAUCGAUUAUAUUAUGCCAGAUGUUUUGGAAUCGGUGUAGUAACUGCACACGAUGCCCUUAGCUUAGGUUUUACAGGACCUAUGUUACGUUCAACUGGAGUGAAGUAUGAUAUCAGGAUUAACGCACCUUAUGAUGGAUACGACAUGUAUGACUUUGAUGGAGUUGUCGGUACCUUUGGUGAUUGCUACGAUCGUUACCUUGUUCGUUACGAAGAAAUGCGUCAGUCCCUAAAGAUUGUUGACCAAGUGAUAAACACUAUGCCCGAAGGUGAAUAUAAGACUGAUGACGCUAAGAUUUGUCUUCCACCUAGAAAGGAAAUGAAAACAUCCAUGGAGUCCCUAAUUCAUCAUUUUAAAUUAUGUACAGAAGGUUAUCCAGUACCACCUGGAGCAACCUACACUGCGGUUGAAUGUCCAAAGGGUGAGUUAGGAUUAUAUAUGGUGUCAGAUGGUACUUCAGUACCAUACCGAUGCUAUUUGAAGCCUUGUUCCUACACACAUCUUCUAGGAUUGAGCGUUUUAUCGAAGAAUUUAAUGCUUGCUGACAUAUCUAUCCUUAUUGCGUCAAUAGACGUUGUGUUUGGAGAUGUUGAUCGUUAA